Messenger RNA from Coniophora puteana RWD-64-598 SS2, 1377 nucleotides. RefSeq names its product Asp-domain-containing protein. Bases 20 to 1249 code for a protein of 409 amino acids. The record is from RefSeq and is a predicted model, not a curated record. NCBI's taxonomy places the organism in Eukaryota, Fungi, Basidiomycota, Agaricomycetes, Boletales, Coniophoraceae. Gene Ontology annotation, molecular function: aspartic-type endopeptidase activity. Gene Ontology annotation, cellular component: fungal-type vacuole. The transcript has 5 exons. Gene Ontology annotation, biological process: proteolysis.
CCCCACCCACAAGGCCACCAUGUUGCUCUCUGCCAUCGCUCCCCUCAUUCUCCUUCCCUUCGCGUCUGCUGGGGUGCACAAGCUCAAGCUUCAGAAACUCCCUCAGAUUACUCCAGGCCACACUCAUGAGACCACCUAUCUUUCCCACAAGUAUGGUGGUCAGGUCGCUCAGCAGGUCCCUCUCAUGGGUGCUGGUGGUGCGGGUCGCAACUUCCGCCCUUCCCCUCACGAUGACGACCUUUUCUGGACUCAGGAGGUAGCCGUCGAAGGCGGUCACACCGUUCCUCUUUCGAACUUCAUGAACGCGCAGUACUUCACCGAGAUUGAACUUGGCAGCCCUGCUCAGACCUUCAAGGUCAUCCUUGACACUGGCUCGAGCAACCUCUGGGUUCCCAGUGCACAGUGCACAUCCAUUGCUUGCUUCCUCCACGCCAAGUAUGACUCGAGUUCCUCGGCUAGUUACAAAGCCAAUGGCACCGAGUUCUCUAUCCAAUACGGAACUGGCUCUAUGGAAGGCUUUGUCUCUCAGGAUACUUUAAAGAUUGGCGAUGUCUCCAUUUCUCACCAAGAUUUUGCCGAGGCCACGAAGGAACCCGGUCUGACGUUCGCAUUCGGGAAAUUCGACGGUAUCCUGGGUCUAGGAUAUGAUACCAUCUCGGUCAACCAUAUCACUCCUCCCGUUUACAAUAUGAUCAAUCAGGGUCUUCUGGAUGAACCUUUGUUCUCCUUCCGUCUUGGUUCUUCCGAAUCUGACGGCGGCGAAGCCGUCUUCGGUGGCAUUGACCAUUCUGCAUACACUGGUGACAUUGAGUACGUGCCCGUUCGCCGCAAGGCUUACUGGGAGGUCGAGCUCGAGAAGGUUUCUUUCGGUGGCGAUGAGUUGGAACUCGAGAGCACCGGCGCUGCCAUUGAUACUGGCACCUCACUCAUCGCUCUUCCCACCGACGUUGCCGAGAUGCUGAACACCCAGAUCGGUGCAAAGCGGUCUUGGAACGGCCAGUACACUAUCGAUUGCAGCAAAGUUCCUUCCCUCCCUGACUUCACCUUUUACUUCGGUGGCAAGCCGUACCCGUUGAAGGGAAGCGACUACAUUCUAGAAGUUUCGGGCACCUGCAUCUCGUCAUUCACUGGCAUGGAUAUCAAUCUCCCCGGUGGUGCCCUGUGGAUUGUCGGUGAUGUCUUCCUCCGUCGUUACUACACGGUUUACGACCUCGGUAAGGACGCUGUUGGAUUUGCCAAGGCUGUCUAAGCUUGGCAUGUCUGCAAUGGACUCCUGUCGAUACCUUCCUGUCCAAUUCUGUAGUAUAUUGCAUAAUGACGUGAAGUUUUUACUUAACGUGAACAUGGUUUCUUCAAUAUGAAUUGCAUUAAUGUUGC